CCUCUCCAGCUCUGGGAUAACAGCCCUAGUGCUGGGGAGGUGAAAAAGCAAGGAUGUGCAGGCCAGCCCCACACUCACUUUCCCAGCCCUGGGGUUCUUCCCCUUUGAGCACGCUGGAUUUUAUUUCAGAUCCUGCUCUGGGCUGUUUGUUCCUGCCCCAACCCUGCCCCAGGGGCUUCAUCUCAGCUCCAGCCCUACAGCACUGACUGCAGCUCCUGCUGUGUGUGCUGGGUGCCCCAGAGCCUUUAUUUCAGAUCUUUAUUUCUGUGCUGCUUUGCCUCUGGCUCUCUGCAGUCCCUAUUCCAGCCUCAGUGCCAGGGGCUUUAUUUUGCCUUUCCCCUGCCACAAUCUUUACUUCACCUCCAGGCCCGGUGUGUCUAUUUCAGGCACGCCGAGGGCUUUUAUUUCAGCCCCACAAGCAGAAUUUCAGCCCCAGAUCAGCAUCGUGUCCCCACAGUCUUUAUCAACACCUCGGUGAGAUCCCAGCUCUGCAGUGCUUCCAGCUCCACUCUCACCAACCUUUAUUUAUUGCCAGCUGUGCCUCUUCCCCCUGCAGCAGGUGCAGCUGCUCGUGCAGCAGAGCAGGAGAGAGGCAGUGGGGUCCCAGCUGGCAGGGAGGUUGUGAUUGGCUGGAGGGAUGCAUGGACUGUGUUUGGGCUGGAAGCUGAUUGGGUGUGAGGACAUGUGGUCAGCAGCGCUGCAGCUGAGCCAGCCAAUGGGUGCCCUUCUUCUCUUCAAUCCUGUUGGGCUUUGGCUGGGUUUCUGUUAUGUCAGGUGGAGAUUAAAGGUCUAGAAGGGGCAAUUUCUGCAAUAAGGGGGUCUCGUUCACUUGCACAAGGAGCUUUGUGUUGCUUUGUUCCCCAUUGCUGCAGAGGAGGGCCCCAUCCAUCUCCACUGCCCUCCAAAUGGCUCCAGAGGCAAAGAAGCCAUCUCUGUUUUGUCUCUCUUGGAUCAUUUGGGGCAUUGCCGGGUGAUUUGAGGUGUGGAGAGGGGUUCUCUUGUCCCUAGGAGCAAACCCAAGGUCAUUUUGGAGGGCUGCUGUGUUUAAAACCAGGGAAGCUGCAGGCUUUGUGGCAGCAGGUGACCUUCAAAUGCCCCCUCUCCCUGUCACCAGGGGAUCAGUUGUGCAGCUCAUCUCUCCUGAACCUAAAGCAUGACUUGAUGGGGAAGCAAAUCAAAGAGAAGAGGUGCUAUGUGAGGUCAUUGGCUGGAGACAGGGCUGACACAAACUCUCAGAGAUCCAUGUGGCAACAGUGGUGCUUUAAUAUGUAAGAGUCUCUGUAAAGAGGGUCUGAAACUCCUGGGUUCAAACAGCUGGUUUAAACAGGCUGGGAUCUCUCUCUACCUGGUUCUCAGGCCAGUGGUUCUUCUGCCUCUAGGCUUGAACAGGCUUGGCUGAGGGUCCCCUGCAUAGGUUUGAAUCUAACCUCUCCAGGGACCUGUUUAUCUUUUUUCUGGAACAAUCCAGGCCAGCCAAACUGGAUUUGUGUUACCUCCUUGUCCAGUUACAGGCUGGCUGUACCGUGACAAUUCCUCCUUUUCUUUUGAUUAAAAAUGGCAAAGUGUUCUCUGUUGUCCUGCCUGCAGGGGCCCUUUGCAGUCAGGGUGGCAGAAGGCAGCAGGGUCUCAUUUCAAUGAGGCCUUUUACGAAUUGGACUUCAAUAGUCCCAGAUGUCCAUGAGGAGGGUGAACAAGUUUCCAUCCCUGUUCCACACAUGGCUCCUCCAGCUCUGUUGUGGAGCUCUCAGGAGGAUGCUGCCUGUGGUCCUGGGCAGGAGGGACACAUCUGGCAGGCACCCAGUGUGUGUCAGGGUCUGUUGGAUCCCACAUCUCCCCCUCCCCAGGUCAUGAGACCCCACGGGCCCCCCCACCCACUGGUGAUAAGGUCUCCCACCAUUCCCUUGGGUUUGGAUGUCUGGUGGUCACUGGAUGGAUGAUUGUAGUGACUGGAAGUGAUUUAAAAUGACUGGGUUCUGGGACUUUUCUAAUACUCUCAAAUGGUUUAGUGUCUAGACAGCUUUAGCUGCCCUGCUCUGUGGGGAUUCGCUGCACAUUCUCCCUUUUGUCAAUCAGCAGAGAGAAUGAACAGAGUGAAAGGUGGAUGAACACCUCUGGGCAGAUCCAGGGGGCUUGUCUGUUUGUGAUAGCUUGCUCUGCUGUAUUGAGAGCAGCUUUUGCCUCUGGGGUUAAUUUUCUGUGGGAAGUUAAUCAGGAUCACCUUUUAGGAGGUCAGAUAAAGGUGCUAAUUGUGAGCUGGCCAAUCCUAGGUAAGGUAUUGUCUGGGUUUGGAUAAGACAGGUGCCUGCUAAAGAAGGCAGGAGCCUCCCCUGAAAUGGAGAAUGCAAGCCCUCCCCACCCUCUGAAUUGCUAUGAAUUUUAAAUUAAGGGGCUCUCAGGCAAAAAAUAUGGGAGCAGGAAAUAACAGUUCUUUAAUAGGGAAGGAAAAAAAUAAAAGGAUUAAACAAAACAAUGCAGUACACUAGAACAACCCUGACAGAGCCAGAUCUCAAGCUGACACCCUGUUGGUCAGGGUGUUGGUAGCAGUCCAGUUGGAAAAGUGGCUGCAGUCCUCCUGGAGUGUCAGGUGUGGUUCUGUUGGAGCAGGGGGUCCUGUAGAGAAAGGGUGUAUUCUUCCUCUGCAGAUCCAUGGAAGUAGAAGCAGCUGCUGUUCCUCUGGUGAAUCCAGUGGGAAGCCGUGCUGGUGUUUCAGCAUCUCCAGAUUCUACCUGGGUAGCAAUGCUUGGCUCCUCCCUCUGGGUGGAGCAUCUCACAAUGGGAUGUUACAGUUCUUAUCAGCCAUGCAGUGACAUUCAAUAGCCUGUUAUCAGCAGAUGUCCCCUGCCCAGGGAGGAGUGAUUAUGAUCACUCAGGGAGAGAGAUAAGGAGAAAUUGCCCACUUGACACCAGACAACUGCCAUACGGAGGGUAACAGAAUACAUCUUGCCUUGCAAUCUGGAAGAGGUGUGACCCCGCUGAUGGCACCCAAAAGUUUCUGUGCAUCAUUUAGAGUUUGGAUUUUGGUUGAAAAUUGAAUUGUUCCUGGUUGUACUAACUAGUCCAUUAUUUUGAGUCCCAAAUAUUUCUAGGGUGCUUGGUGCUGCACCUUCUCUGGUGCUAGCUGCAGCCCAAAUGGUUUUAAUGUUUGCAACAGGCUUGGCUGAAUCUGGGAGAGUUCCUCUUUUAUUUGGGUUGUAUCAGAAUGAAUCAUGCAAGACUCCAUUACUUCAUGCAGGAAAAAGCCCAUUCUUUAUUCACACAACUCAUUUUCAUGCAGUUUUCACAGACCUCGUGUCUGACUCCAAUUGCUCAGUAGCUUUCUUGCCAAUUACUUUAUUGGUUGGUAGAAGGUAUUUUACUUGUCCAUCAAAUCUCUCUAUUCUUAAAUUGUUUCGAUAUUUCUUUGCUGAUUCUCAUGGGGUAGAUCUACUGUUUAUGCAGGUGCCACUUUAUUUUCUCCCCAAGUAUAGACUGUUGUGUUAGCAGACUCUCCUUCUCACUUGGGAACUUGGCUGGCUGCUUAGCUGCACUAAGAAGAAGUGAGAGGCUAGCUGGUAAUCUAGCAGAGCAAGGCCUGGUUUUAUGAGGCCUUUCUUUUAUAAUUCUUUUACCUGUCGGAGCAGGGCUGCAGUCCAAAUGUCAUCCAUGUGGUGAUAACAGCAUGCCCUGGGAGUUGCUCUCUCCCUGCUGAGAGUGCCUGUGCCGUGCAGCAGGGACAGAUUGCAGGGCUGUUUGUCAUGCCUCGGGGAAGAACUCGCCAUUGGUAAUAAUAAUGAUAAUAAUUGGUAAUAAUAACACGGCAUCAUUGCACUGGUGCCGUGUUAUUGACAGGAGGCACUACAAAAGCAAACUUUGGGGUAUGGUCUGGCUGCAAUGGAAUAGUGAAAAAACAAUCCUUCAGGCCCACACUCAGGCCAGGCCACUACCCAGGCUCCAAUUGGGAGGGAAUUCCCUAAACACAUUUGAAAACAAGGCUCCUAAAAUAGCAGUUAUGAGUAAAGCCCUUGGGGUUAAAGACUAAUCAAAGCAUCCAGUAGUUGGAUCACUGUGGAGUUUCCAUCAGGAUAGAGAUGCUUCAAACACUGCAAACUGCUGGAGUGCUGCUGUAAUAAUAACUGGGCAAAAAUCACAAGACUAGCAGAUUGGAGAAGGCUUUCAACAAAGCUCUGUCUUUUGUUGGAACUCUGAAAAAUACUUAAAAUUAUGAGACAGCAUUGGGUCAGACCACUGAGCCAGUGCAGGGAGCAGCCAGAGAGCUCAGCUGAUCUAAGAGAUGCAUAAACAGCCAGAGAACAAAGACAAAGGAUCCUGAAACAACAUGUGUCCUUAAGAUAAUUGCACAAAGAGAUGUUAAAGCCUGGAGGAAGCUGGCUAUAAAUACACUAAUACCAUCUUAUAAAUAAUGCCUAUUAUUAAAUCAGAAAAUUCACACCAUGUCAUCAAUAUAUCAGUGAUAACCCUCUCAGGAAGUUGAGGGAACACCUUUCUAAACCGUCAUAUACCUAUGAUGGAAAAUGAAACAAAGGGAAAUGCUAAAACAGCUUAUAAUCAAUAACAGCCAUAAUGGAGAAUCAUCACUGACUCUUCUGUGUUACCUAUGGAAGACAAAACAGCAAUUGUAAUGAAGAUUGUAACAGGCAAUAGACUCUUUGACAAAAUCAAGGGUGAACACACUGUAUGUUCUUUAGCCAGAAACAGGUGUUUAUCAGUGUUUCAUCACAGCUGUUUUAGUUGGAUUUGUCUUUCCUCUUCAAAGAAAACAACUAUCCAUCUUACAAUGCAGAAAAUAUUUAACUGCCUUAGACUGCAAUGCAAGAUGUAACCACAAGCAUGUGUUCUGUCACCAUCUGUUAAAACCAGGUGGGGCACUUUGCCUUAUCUCUUCCACAACUAAUCCUCCCUCCAGGGAGAUAAUCUUCUGUUAAUGGGCCAUUGAGUGUCACUGCCUGACUGAUAAAAUUCCAUCCUGCCAUUGUGAGAUGCUCCGCCCAGGGGGAGGAGCCAAGCAUUCCUGCCUGGAUAUAAUCUGGCCCUUCAAACACCACAGGCAGUCUUCUCCCACUGGAUUGCCAGAGGAGCAGCUUUCUUCUCCCGCUGGAUUGCCAGAGGAAGACCAGACUCUUCUACUUCACCCCUGGACCUUCAGAGGAAAACUCCCCGAUUCUCCAGGAUCCUGCUCCAGCAGAACCACAGCUGGCACUGCACGAGGGCUGAGCCACCAUUUAACGGGACUGCUGCCACCACCCUGAGCCACAGGGGUCAGGUUGUAUUCUGGCUGUGUCUGCUGCAGCAGUAAAAUUGUUUUUGUGAGCUAUUCAUUUCUAAACUUUGAAGAACUGAUGCAGAUAAAAUUCAAAGUUACAGGACUUAGUUAAGACCUUAAAACUAAUUGCUGCAAAUAAUCUUGGGAGAAGCGGAGAGCUGCGGGCUGGGCGUGAGGCAGAGCGGACGGCGAUCGUGGUCAGGAUGGCCCUCACCAGUUUUUUGCCAGCUCCAACCCAGCUGUCCCAAGAUCUGCUGGAGCUAGAAGCAAGAGCAGGAGCUCAGGGAUCCAGGCAGACUGCUCUGGUCUCCUCACAAAGGGAACCUCCCCACUAUGGUUACCGGAAAGGAUGGAUACCAAGGGCGCUAGAGGAUUUUGGAGAUGGGGGUGCCUUCCCAGAAAUUCAUGUGGCCCAAUAUCCAUUGGAUAUGGGCCAAAAGAAGAAAAUUGCCAAUGCUUUGGCUCUUCAGGUGGAUGCAGAAGGAAGAAUAAAAUACGAUGCAAUUGCUCGACAAGGACAGGCAAAGGACAAGGUUAUUUACAGCAAGUACACAGAUCUUGUGCCAAAAGAGGUCAUGAAUGUGGAUGGUCCUGAACUGCAAAGACCAGAUGAGAAGGCAGUUAGAGAGAUAACCAAGAAGACAAGAGCAGCCUUGGAGAAAUUGGUCUCCCAAAAAGUUGCAGCAGCCCUGCCGGCUGGAGCUGCUGAGAAGGCAGCUCCUGCACAGUACAUUCGGUACACGCCAUCCCAGCAAGGAGCUGCAUUCAACUCUGGAGCAAGGCAGAGAGUUAUUCGGGUGGUGGAAAUGCAGAAGGACCCUCUGGAGCCUCCAAGAUUCAAAAGUAACAGGAAGAUUCCACGAGGACCACCGUCUCCUCCAGCACCUGUCUUGCACUCUCCAAGUAGAAAGCUGACUGUGAAAGAGCAGCAAGAGUGGAAAAUUCCUCCGUGCAUUUCAAACUGGAAAAAUGGAAAGGGUUACACCGUUCCCUUGGAUAAGCGUCUGGCUGCAGACGGCAGAGGAUUGCAGACCGUUCAUAUUAAUGAAAACUUUGCCAAGCUUGCUGAGGCGCUCUAUAUUGCUGACAGAAAGGCUCGUGAGGCAGUAGAGAUGCGUGCCCAGGUGGAGAGGAAGAUGGCUCAGAAAGAAAAGGAGAAACAGGAGGAAAAGCUCCGAGAAAUGGCCCAGAAAGCCAGGGAGAGGAGAGCAGGGAUCAAAAGCCGUGUUGAACAAGAGGAUGGAGAAGCUCGAGCAAGAGACGAAAUCAGACGUGACCGGCGCAAAGAGAGACAGCACGACAGAAAUCUUUCCCGGGCAGCCCCUGAUAAAAGGUCAAAGCUGCAAAGAAAUGAGACCAGAGACAUCAGUGAAGUUAUUGCCCUGGGGGUGCCCGGCCGCAGGCCAUCCAAUGAAAUCCAGUAUGACCAGAGGCUGUUCAACCAGAGCAAGGGUAUGGACAGUGGCUUUGCUGGAGGAGAGGAUGAAAUUUAUAAUGUUUAUGACCAGCCAUGGAGAAGUGGCAAGGAUCUGGCCCAAAACAUCUACAGGCCAAGUAAAAAUAUGGAUAAGGACAUGUAUGGAGAUGAUCUAGAGGCUCGAAUAAAGACCAACAGGUUUGUUCCUGACAAAGACUUCUCUAACUUGGAUCAUAACAGCAGAGGCAGGAGCAGAGAUGGACCAGUUCAAUUUGAGGAGGAUCCAUUUGGUUUGGACAAGUUUCUGGAAGAAGCUAAGCAACACGGUGGUUCCAAACGGACACCAGACAGCAGCUGCCCUAAGGAGCACGAGCUUCAGAGCAAAAAGAGGAGGAAGGACUGAAUGUGCUCCUUGAGAGGUAGGGAAAUGGACUAAAAACCCGGACUUCCUCAAAAAGGAUUUUUAAUAUGGGGUGUGCAGGAGGAUGGUGUUGUAACACAGCAGUUCCCAACUCUAGCAUGCACACACUAAUUCUUCUACACAGGACAGCUAGCCAGGGAGAGAGAAGACAUGGAGACCACUUGGAAACAUUUCAUAAGGGAAUUAAUUCUUCUUUAGCAAGGUCUCUGACUUUGCUGAUUCCCCAUUGCCCAGCGUCUAAGGGUAAGAAUGUAGCCCCCUUCCUACAGCUUUAGUUUUUGCAGGUAGCUAAAUCUUGAGCUGUUAAAAGCUUUCCAGCUGUAUAUAAUGAUUGUGUCAUGCUGUAACAAAUGCUGGGGUGUUCAUGUUUCAGUGUUUUAGUGUGGUUAUGCAGUUUACUUGAACAAGGGAGGGGAAACAGCUGGAUUCUGUAUUAAAACAAGCACUCAUUCAUAGUCUCUCAGUAAUCCUUGCUUUAGUUUGUUUACAUUUAGUGAAAUAAAGCCUCCUUCUGUGGUAGCAGCUCCCUGGUCAGAGAGAGACAAGCUAGAUACCUUUUCCCAGAAUCAGCCUGGGAAGGUUUAGGGAGCUGGAGAGAAAGAAUUCUAAACAAUUCUGGUCUUGCUGCACCUGAUGUUGUGCACAUGUGGAAUGUGUUCUGGAGAUUUGUUUACAAAGGGGGGUUUCUUAAUUAGUCAAUGGUGAUGGUGUUUUAAUUAAAGGACCAGUUAGAGGUCCAUCUGUAAUGAAGUAGGGUAUAAAAAGCAUGGGUUUCUUAAUAAAGAACUUUAUUAACCUUCUGUGAAUAGCUUGAGAGUCUGUGUCACUUAUUACCCAGUCCUGGCUUGCUGUGCCAUUCUUCCACCACUCAAAAAAAACCCCAAAAACCAACUAAAAAGCCAAAAAGGAGCAGAGCUGCAGCAGCCAAGCUACACCAGGGCAGGGCGGGGGGAGGUCCAC
Molecule: messenger RNA, 8058 nt
Organism: Haemorhous mexicanus (house finch)
Lineage: Eukaryota; Metazoa; Chordata; Aves; Passeriformes; Fringillidae
Product: SNW domain-containing protein 1-like
Exons: 1
Coding region: 5464-7080 (538 amino acids)
Biological process (GO): mRNA splicing, via spliceosome
Cellular component (GO): spliceosomal complex
Source: RefSeq, a predicted model, not a curated record